This is a messenger RNA of Saccostrea echinata, 541 nucleotides long. RefSeq lists its product as uncharacterized. Lineage: Eukaryota; Metazoa; Mollusca; Bivalvia; Ostreida; Ostreidae. The record is from RefSeq and is a predicted model, not a curated record. Bases 2 to 442 code for a protein of 146 amino acids. The transcript is spliced from 2 exons.
AAUGGAAAAACAGAAGAAGGGUAAGUUCUCUUUGCAAGUAGAAAAUAGUGAUACUCAGGGGAAGUUAACCAUUCACCAGGUUGAGAACGAUGCCGAAAACAAGUCAAAUGUUUCCUCUAUGCAUGACUGGAUUACAGCUUGGAACAGGUAUGCAGCAAUAUAUUGUAUAAAAUAUCCUGAACAGCAGUCAAAAUUAGCCAAGCAUUUAGAGGCAGUGAGAGAUAUUGCUGAUGCCAAAGGUAAUUGGAAAAAUUACGAUGCAGAAUUUAGACAGCUUGUAUCUCAAGGACAAGUUGCAUGGGGUGAUGUUCACAUGGAAUUGUAUGUAAAUGCUAGACUCAAAACUGAUCUAUUGACAAAAGUACAGCAAUUCUUGGAACUGGCUACUUGGGCAGACAGACAUCCAGUAGAGAUACCUCCUCUUCCGCCUUUUCCAUCUUGAUUGGCGUUAAGGGAAAAUUACCAACCCUGGACAUUUCAAUGGCGAUAACCUUUUAAUUUCUGAUGCAUACAACAUUUGGUGACAAGUUUGAACAGCAAC